UCAUCCCGGAAACAUCUACCAGUGCUUAUCAGUUAAAACUACCAUCUUCAUACGCCCACGAGGAUAAGCUCGGACAGCUCAGAGCAUAAACCAUCGACAUGGUUCGAGCGAGUGUGGUUCUCCAUGUCUCUCUGAAUCAGUGCUAAAAACAGAAGUGCUUCAUCAUGGCCAUUCUAGGUGCCUUUGGAAACGUAUCAUCCACCGCACAUUUCUGAGUUCGAUCGUCAUGUUCCGUAUCAGUCACAUGGUUGUUCCCCCCCACCAACCACCGCCGACGCUGGUGUGGGUUGUGGUAGCGUUGCAAAACCAUGAACCACUUGGCCACCGAACAAAGAAAACCAUGGUUUCAUGGCACAAACACUACGAUUGGCCGUAAAAACCAUGUUUGCGGUGCCGGUGGCAGCGGCGUAAUCUCUCGAAAACCAUUUUUCUGCCUGCUGGUGUGAGUGCAUCUCAUGCGCCUACUUUUAUCGCGGUUCUCAACCACGAAUCAUGGUUGGCGGCUGCUAAUGCGUAGUUACCACGCGAUCGAUGAGUGGUUGGUUGGCUACGGGUGGUUACAGAGUCGAACGACGUCUUUCACAUUAGUCGGUCACACAUCGCAAUCCGGUUAGGUUUCCUGCUUAUUUGUGCGAUCCGUUGAAGGGCUAACCGGGGACAUACCAAGAGCAUCCUUCAAGUGCUUACAGUUGCACUGUAGGACUACACGCAGAGUGCCGGCUUUUGAGUGGUUUGCGUUGCGAGAAAACAGCGGGAAAGGUGAAGCAAUCAGGCGAAGAAUUCCGCACAAAAAACAUGCUCCACAACAACACCUAGAGCAAGCAAGCAAGCAGAGACGAUCAAAAAGAAGCCCUCCUCAGGUGGACGUCCGUUGAAUUAGUCUGUUCUAAAUCAUCGUUUCGCGCAGCUUUUGUUGUGCGCCGCAUGCCAUUGUGGUGUGGUUAAGCGAGUAGUGUGCCGGUGUUCGAGGAAGACGGUACCGGGAAACACGCAUACCCGGGUUGUGAUUGCGUGUACGCUUUGGCAGACACAACAGUCGCGUUCGCGAAACAGUCAGCGACAACGUGCCCCGGUCGAGAUUGGGAGAGCAUUCCGCACGCAGAAGAGACAACAGCACACCCGGACUCCACGAUGAUGAACCUUACCAGCGCCUUUCUGGACGAAACGUUCGUGUAUCUGUGCAAAGAGAUGGGACACUAUGUACCGGAGUUUAUCGGUUCGAUUGGCUACGUACCGUGGAUGUUUUCGUUGCUCGGUUCCGCGCUGAUCGGGCUGAGCGGUAUCCUGCCAAUGUUCAUUAUUCCAGAUCCAUCUAAAUCACCGAAAGGAGAAGCAACGGAGCUGAGCGAUCCCGCUGAAUCGAAGACACUGAAGCUGCUGCUAAGCUUUGCCGUCGGUGGACUGUUGGGCGACGUCUUCCUCCAUCUGCUACCGGAAACGUGGGAAAAUGAGCUGGCGGCCGGUAAUGGCGGUGCGCAUCCAUCGCUUCGGAGCGGCCUCUGGGUGCUCGGCGGUUUGCUGCUUUUCACGAUGGUCGAGAAAAUCUUUUCCGGUUACGCGAACGUAGACGAAGCUAAUCCGCAGCCAAAAUGUGUCGAAAUCGCCACAUGCCUUUUGCGCCGUUCGGGCGGAAAACUACCGGAUAACUUUGUCGGUACCUGCGGCCAGAGUGGCUCCUGCGACAUCGAGGAUGUGCCCAAUGGGUGCUUCCUGGCGGGCAAUGGUAACGCGGCAGAUGCGGCCAAGGAUGAGGCAGGCCAUAAGAAGGUGGCCGGUUACUUGAACUUGCUGGCCAAUUCGAUCGAUAACUUCACGCACGGACUGGCGGUUGCCGGUUCCUUCCUCGUUUCUCUGCAGCACGGCAUCCUGGCUACGAUCGCCAUAUUGUUGCACGAAAUUCCUCAUGAAGUCGGUGAUUUCGCGAUCCUGUUGCGAUCCGGCUUCAGCCGCUGGGAUGCAGCCAAAGCACAGCUACUGACGGCGGGCGCUGGUCUGCUGGGAGCCCUGGUGGCGAUCGGUGGCAGCGGGGCAACGACUGCUCUUGAAGCGAAAACCUCCUGGAUAGCACCGUUCACUGCCGGUGGAUUCUUGCAUAUUGCACUCGUGACCGUGCUGCCCGAUCUACUCGACGAAUCCGAUCCAUGGGAAUCGGUGAAACAGUUUUCUGCCCUCCUUCUCGGCAUUGGCCUGAUGGCGUUUAUGACGGUGUAUUUGGAGCACUAAAUUAGUGAGAGAGAAAAAAUGGUAUUGGUUCCAUUGUGGAAGAGUGGAGAAAGAGGGAGAAAAGGAUCCCGCUAUCGAUCGGUAUGAUCGUUCGAUACUCUGCGCAAUCUGUUGUAAAAAAAAACUGAAUCACAAAAGUAUGUAAAAUUGAUAGUAUGCCAUUGGUUGAAGAAGUGAUUAAUGCGAGUGCCGUUGACCGUAUUUCUGGUGUGAAUGUUGCAAUUGGAUGUUUUUGUAUGCGUGCGAAGCAAUGGCAGGGACUCAAUGAUUAGGUUUUAGAUUGAAAUUAUUAACCUGUAAGGCAAGAUCAACAUAAAACCGACACACCAGUGAUUGGCUAGUGUCGUUUUGUAAAGCAAACGGUCCAGCGGCACAAAAUCGUCAGUAAUGUAAUGAUAGUACCACCGGAAAACGAAGGUCCUUAUAUCACCGUCUCCCCCCUGGACAACCAUAAUCAUCGAGCAGGAAUUCGUUAGAAACUAGACGAUUAAAAUACUGACGAAAUGACGCCCCAUGGUUCGUGUGGAGCACGUUAGACGUGGAGGACUGGCUAACCUCCAAAAAGCAUAGUUUUUAGUAGAUAAGGAAACCCAGGCCAUAGGAUGAAAUCACAUUUACCUCCCUCGCGAGGACACUAUUAUAGCAGGAUAAGAUUUUGCUGCAUUACAUUGAAUGAAAGGCUAGUCCGUAGAUAUCUGCGAACCUUCGCUCGCGUGUUCUCUUCCAGCACCCUUUGGCGCACAGAUCGGUCACUGGGUGAAUUGAUCACGUCGCUCAUUUACGUAUCGUUUGAAGAGUGACUGGGAUGUGAUAAACUAUUUGUUAUAACCGAUGUUGUUUCAUACAAAAACUACACAUUUCACCUUGCCCGAGAGGUGGUUCGCGUUUGAGAAAGUAUAAUAAAUAUGUAGCCUUCGUGGAGCUGCUGUACAGACAAA
Anopheles aquasalis is the source of this 3161-nucleotide messenger RNA. RefSeq names its product Zinc transporter Zip99C (gene Zip99C). Gene Ontology annotation, biological process: intracellular zinc ion homeostasis; zinc ion transmembrane transport. Gene Ontology annotation, cellular component: membrane. NCBI's taxonomy places the organism in Eukaryota, Metazoa, Arthropoda, Insecta, Diptera, Culicidae. Gene Ontology annotation, molecular function: zinc ion transmembrane transporter activity. The record is from RefSeq and is a predicted model, not a curated record.